UUUAGCGUCUGUAUUUUCAGGUUCCACAGAGUGUGGGUUUGGUGUGUGUGAUGCAUGUGUGUGUUGGGCGUGUGUGAGAGUUUGUAGUGUGGUUGUAAACGUUCCCAGCUCGGAUACUGUCACAGCCUUGCACCGCAGGCAGGCGCCGUGUUCCUACAUGCAAGUUACCGUCGCGGCUCCACAAUCGUUGGCCAGCAAUGACCGAAAGCCCCAGCACCAAGCCAGCGAACGGGUGUCAGCGUGUGAAGAACGGACUGAAGCCGGAGAGAAACGGCUUGGCGAAGAGCCUCUACCGCUGCCAUGAGAGACAGUCCAAGCACCACGGCCACCCAGAGGAGGAGGUCCAUACAGCAGCGCAUCAUGACAGCCUGUACAAUCGGCCCUUCGUUCAGUCGUUCGAGCAGACGCCCAUGCUGCUGGCCGUCUUCACCUACAUGAGCUACGGGAUCCUGACCAUCUUCGGCUACCUGCGGGACUUUCUCCGUCACUGGAAGAUCGAAAGAUGCAACAUCGCCAGGGAGAAGGAGGAACAGAGGGACUUUGUGCCCCUCUACCAGGAUUUCGAGAACUUUUACACCAGGAACAUCUACAUCCGUAUCAGAGACAACUGGAACCGGCCCAUAUGCGGUGUGCCAGGGGCCAAAAUGGACCUGUUGGAACGAACGUCCCCUGACUACAACUGGACUUUUGAGCACUCAGGCCGGGUGUUGCAGGAUGUGAUUAACCUGGGCUCCUAUAAUUACCUGGGCUUCGCUGAGAACAAAGGUCCAUGUGCUGACGCUGCAGCCGAGAUCACUAGGAAGUACGGAGUCGGAGUCGCCAGUACCAGACAGGAGCUUGGUACCCUGGACAAACACGAUCAGUUGGAGAAGCUGGUGGCCAGGUUCCUGGGCGUGGAGUCGGCCAUGUCUUUUGGGAUGGGGUUCGCAACGAACUCCAUGAACAUUCCAGCACUGUCUGGCAAGGGCUGUCUGAUUCUGAGUGAUGAACUGAACCACGCCUCUCUGGUCCUGGGAGCCAGACUCUCCGGGUCCACCAUCAGAGUGUUCAAACACAACAACAUGCAGAGCCUUGAGAAACUGCUGAGGGAGGCCAUAAUUCAUGGGCAGCCCAGGACCCACAGACCAUGGAAGAAGAUUCUCAUUGUUGUGGAGGGCAUUUUCAGCAUGGAGGGCAGCAUUGUGCGCCUGCCAGAAGUGAUUGCUCUGAAGAAGCGCUACAAGGCCUACCUUUACCUAGACGAGGCCCACAGCAUCGGGGCCCUGGGGCCGAGAGGCAGAGGCGUGGUCGACUACUUUGGCCUGGACCCCUGUGAUGUGGAUGUCAUGAUGGGAACAUUCACCAAGAGCUUCGGUGCUGCAGGGGGAUACAUCGCGGGGAAAAGGGAGCUUAUUGAGUACCUGCGCUCCCAUUCCCACAGUGCGGUCUACGCCUCCUCCAUGUCUCCUCCUGUGGUGGAGCAAAUCAUCACUUCUAUGAAGUGCAUUAUGGGAGAGGAUGGCACAACGAUAGGCUGUGACCGUGUGGGACAGUUGGCAAAGAACGCGGUGUAUUUCCGCAGGAAGCUUCAAAAGAUGGGUUUCAUCAUCUACGGCAACGAGGACUCGCCUGUUGUACCCUUGAUGCUCUACAUGCCCGCCAAGAUAGCAGCGUUUGGCAGGGAGAUGUUGAAGAGGAACAUCGGGGUGGUGGGGGUGGGCUUCCCCGCUACGCCCAUCAUCGAGUCCCGGGCACGCUUCUGCAUCUCCGCCGCCCACACGAAAGAAGUGCUCGACAGGGCGCUGAGUGUCAUCAGCGAGGUGGGAGACCUUGUUCAUCUCAAGUAUUCCCGGCGAAAGAUACAGCCGUCUGUGGCGCGGUCCUUCGACGAUAAUUUGUUCGAGGACAUUGACGACUGAUUCCUCUCCUGAAGCGGCGUGAACCUAACAACCCCGGAACGGGUCGAGAUGGAUCACAAGUCUCCCCACGAGGACCGAAGUGUGCACAGGUGCCCCUUGUCACUAGCUUGCCAUAACGUAAAUCCUCCGCAUCAAAAGGAAAACACUUAAAACUAUUGUCUAAUUCUGCCUUAUGUAAACAUAAAGAACUGAAAAGCAGCGCUUCUGCUUUUUCCUGUGUAAUUUUUGUUACUUGUUUUUUAUUAUUUUGUCUCAAAGAAUUUUUAGUUAUAUGUAUAUCUGCUGUGCUUUCAACGUUGGUUAGGGUUAGGGUUGGCCAUAUGGUUGCGUAUGUGAUGCGGACAGAUGCCAAUUUUGAAAUGGGGAAAUGCCAACUUUCCAUAAAGAUGUAUCUAUCUUUAACUUUUAUGGGUAAAAAAUCUUACGCUUUUAUCAAGUAGUGGGUAGAUCAGUGGUUAUUAGCACUGGCUGGAAUCAGAACCCACUGGAUGUUUGUUCAGGACCAUGUCAGUGACCACAUUUCCUGACUUUUAUCCUCUUUUUCAAUCUAAAAUAUCAUACAAGGUGGCUCCAUUUUUAGGAUAUGUUAACAUUAUACCCAACAACCUUCUGGCAUUAUUUUCAGACUUUUUUGUUUAUGGUCACUCUACGUAGGUAGAACUUAGGGGACUAGUCUGAGAAGCACUAAUGAUACUUGUUUGCUCUUCAACCCGAGUACACAUUUUUAAACCUAUCGACAGUCCAAUUGGAUAACAUUUCUGGUCAUGCUUUUUCUCGACAGGAUAAAGUACUAACGCUCAAAGUUGUGGUGUGUAGUUGCCAAAUAUCAGCAGAUGUUGACAAGCAGAUAACUUCCCUGAUAAAUGCAAUGCAUUUGACAUUUUGGGAAAUUGUGCUUUUUAAUGAUCUUUAAUUCUAGAGUUGAAUUGCAAGAUCCAUGCCACACUUAGGCAAUAUAAGGCUUUGCUAAUUAAAACCCCCACAGAAACAGUCCCUGCCUGUAACUCCUCAUGUUACCUUAAAAAGACCUUUCUACAUUUUGUGUUUUUUCUACUAAUUAAACAAACCCCUUUUUUUUUCUAGCUAAGCUAAUGACCUGCUAGCUCUAGCUUCAUAUACAUCACACCUUGUAUGGUGGCAUCUCAUCGAAAUUUCCAACAAAGCAAAGCAUGUUCCCCCAAAAAACGUUAGCAAUUAGCAUCCAUAAACUACUGCUUGACUCGAUAUGCCUCAGCUGAACCAAGUCUGAUUCAGUGCAACAAUGCCAAAAUGGAAAUGCAGCCAAGUAGUAGUGAGCCUGUAAUUAGCCAUAUUAUCUUAAUGUAACAUAAAGUUUGGAAAACCCUAAGCUUCAUAACUCCAAAAACCUGAGUGGUACACAUUCUUUAGUCCAAUGUACUUGGCAUUAGCAAAAUCAGUAUUCACUUCAAAUGCAAGUGAAGCUCAGCUUAUCCAUCAAACAUUUUGGUGUUGGUAUUUUAAUUAUCUAUCUUGUUUAUUUUAUUACUAAGUGACAACUUAUACUAAUGAUAGUAUUUCACACUUUUCAGUGACGACAUUAAAAUAACUAAUAUCCUACUACUUCAAGAAUAGUGGAUAUCAUUUCAAAAGUCCACAUUUCUUUUGCUCAGCUGUCACUAGUUAAACUAUAAAUGGCUCCAUUUGAAAUAAAAUACCAGUUUUCAUAAAUGCUUGAUUUGCAAUAGAGAUACUAAAUCAUUGCUACAAAAAAAUGGAAUGCGAAUAAAUAUCCUUUAAAACUUUAAAGACCAUUAAAAAUCUGAUUUGCCUGUUACACAUGGAUUUGGCCUUCCUUUUUUUAAUAGACCAAUGUCCAAUAUAUAUUUGGUCCAGUUGGCUUUCAGAUAUCUAAUUUCAAUCUUAAGACAUGAGAACAGCUGAAGGGUUAGUCUGGAUUUGAUCCAGUUCUGGUUGAAUUAAAGAUAUUUUAAAUUCCACCCUAUCACCUGGGUAUUUAUCAAUGCUUUUUGUAUGAUAACAUUGUCUUAAGUUAGAGAAAAAGCUUUGUUUGUGCCGUGACUCCAGUGUCAUUAACAGUUCCAAUCAGUGUUUAACUAAGGAUGUGUGUGAUUGCUUGCAUGGUUUCCCGUUAUUUAUGUGCUGCACUUUUACCUUGCUUCUUUUUUUUCACUCAUGUCUUUUGAACUCUGGGUUAAUCUUAGCAUUUUUGCUACCGACCUUUGGAACAACACUCCUUAAAAAACAACACAUGCAUACAUUCACACUUGCAUAUAUGCAUACUAAUAAGCAUUGUGUGACCACUUAUUCCUCAUAAUUACACAUGUACAGUAAUAAUCAGUCAUUGAAGCUGCUCUGCACCAUAGCCAGUGCUCAACGAUAUACAGUACAGGAUUCUCAUGAAUGUUGUCUUAAAAUCCACAUAUUUCUAGAGAAAAUGAAUAUAUCUUCCAUGCUCAAGGAAGGUUUUCUUUGCCUUCUUCCAUAUCAGUGUUCAUCUUAAUAUUUUAAUUUUUCUUACUAUAGAAAAUAACUAAAUUACAAGUGAUUGUCCAUAAUGUUACACAUGUAUGUUGUUGCUGAUUUGUAUUUUUUUGUUGAAUUUUUGAAUGUUUGCACACAGGAAAGCCAUGAAAUUAUACUAAAAGCAGGCAUUUAGAUAAUAUUUUGAUAUGAAAACUAAAUAAUGUAAAGCCCCAAGACCUUAUGACCUGAUGUCUUAAUAAUGCUUUUCGUAAAGGGACAGUGCAGACCUUUUGAAAUGGGGUUGUUUGAGGAACUUACCUGAAGUAUGUUGUGGUGAGAUUUCUUUAGGAUGCUUACAAAAAUGUCCAUCCACAGCAGCACGUUGCUAGCUUGUGUGCUUGUCUGUUUCUCUUGGGUCAUGCCAGUCUUCAUCUACUGAAGGUAAUAGAGUGGUGCAGGAAUAAGUCCUACAACCAUAAAGUGAGUUAGCGUUUGGCAACUUCUGUCUCCCUUGGCUCGUAGUACUAGUACUAGUUAGUUUUGUUCUACAACAUAAAAUAAUACCAAACUGGUGAAUGUCUGAAGCUUAUAACUCAUAACAGCGCUUGCUAACAGGUGGCUAAAUGAGACUAUUAACGUCAUCAUGUCGAACAUUAGCCGCCUUUAGCUUAGUGGUGGUGACGCGCAGACUUGUGACGGUGAUAUUUAUAACCUAAAUUUAGCUUUUUACUGCUAGCCAUUGCAUUUACACUUUAAAAAAUCAUAAAAGGGGUUAAAAUGUGGAGAUUAUUACAAAAUAUGUAAGAAUAAUAAAUGUUAAUUUUUGUCUAUUUACUGCAAAGUUCCAAAAUCCAAUGGCAAGAUGCCAUUGGAUUUUGUCGAAGGAGCCCUUGUGACGCUUACUUCUUGGUUGGCCUACAAAGACACCUCAUCAAUGCAUCAUUCUAUACACUGAUUAUGGAUAAGUAGCGCACACAACCCCACUUCAAAUCAUCCAAUGUCUCCUUUUAAUAACCAAUAGAGUACCUGUUCUGAACGAUUGGUACUUGAUUAAAAAAGAAUCUGAUGAAAAACAUUCUUUGCCCUUUCCGAAUAAUACAGUAUGUUCCCUCACUGAACCAUUUAACGGUUUUGGUCUUAAAAAAAGAUGAAUAUUCCAAGGAAAACUUUUCUGCUUUGAUGUAAAAUGGAGAUAAUCCCGGUAUUUUGUACAAAGUUUAUAUCAUUUCAUUGCAAAGGAGCUAAUCAGAAUACUUUGUUUACUAAAGAGUAACCUGGAAAUGAUGGUAUCACUAUUACUGGCAGCUUGUGUUUAGUGUGCCAAUAAUAGAGGCAGGUUACCCCACAUCAGAGAUAAUUAUUUUCUGAUAUAGUGCCUUUUGAAGCAUUUUCUAACAAUUCUGAUUAUAUUAAGUGUCAUAACGUUGAUUGCUCGACUUUUACAGUCUUAUUUGAUUUAUUUUUACUACUUUGUCUUCAACAGUAUUUAUAACUAGCACUGGGCGUGUUCUGUGUCGACUUAUUGCAAUGCAUUUGAUUAUAGAAAAUGCACUAUUUGCCACAUUUCAGCAAAUUAUUAACGUGUAAAGUUUCACCCAUGUUCAUGAUAUCAAUUGAUCAUUAAUAAACAAUAAAAAAAAAAGCUGUUUGGAA
Eleginops maclovinus (Patagonian blennie) is the source of this 5996-nucleotide messenger RNA. RefSeq names its product serine palmitoyltransferase 2-like. NCBI's taxonomy places the organism in Eukaryota, Metazoa, Chordata, Actinopteri, Perciformes, Eleginopidae. Gene Ontology annotation, molecular function: pyridoxal phosphate binding; serine C-palmitoyltransferase activity. Gene Ontology annotation, cellular component: serine palmitoyltransferase complex. Bases 198 to 1898 code for a protein of 566 amino acids. The transcript has 12 exons. The record is from RefSeq and is a predicted model, not a curated record. Gene Ontology annotation, biological process: ceramide biosynthetic process; sphingosine biosynthetic process.